CUGGAAAUGUUUACUUAUCAUCUCAAGCUGGUAAUGUUUAUGAUAUGGAUCUGUCCCAAUGAAUAAUAUUACUUUAAUUUAUUGUCCUUGGAGAGCGAUAACGCAUUGAUUGAUUGUAAUUUAACAAAAAUGCUGCCAACUAUAAAAAAUGAAUUGGUAAGAACUUUGAAGGAUACAUUGGCAUCCCCAAAUCGAAAUGCCAAUGUCAUAUCAUUGAAAUGUCAAAAUUGAUAAUGACUGCAGUUUUGUACGCAACAAAACAAAACAAAACACCAGUAAUUAUUUAGACAUGGAUUAUAUAGUUAAGGAAUUAGGUAUAAGUCACAAAAAUAUAUUUCCCACUGCCUCACCUGGCCUUUACUCAGUCGUCGUCCAUACAAGUUGGUUAAAAAAAUGGUUAAAGAACCUCGAAGUAGAUGUCUCGUUGAACAAUGUAGAUUUUACCUUACAACCUGGCGAAAGUGUACCUUAUCCGUGGAGAAAAAUAUUUAUAAAGGUAAUAAAUAAAAAAGUAUCCAAGGUUCUUCCACUGCCUCGCUACAAGCUCAAUGAAAACCACAACGAUACUCCUCUCACGUUCUCUCAAUUACUGCAGUAUGUUUCUCAGAGCAACCAAAGAUCAUUAUGGAAAGAAUCUUACAAGAAAUACUGUCAAAAUAAUGAUGGUAACAAAGAAAGUACUAUUGUGAACCUUUUAGAGCAUGACCAACUGCUUUCUGAAGUUGUGUUACGUUUGUAUGGAUGUAAUAUUAUAAGGAUAAAGUGUGAAGGGGCUGGAAACCACAUAGAGUACAAAGAGAUAAUUACAAAUAAACAUGUUCUUAAGAUGUAUGAAACACAUGCUAAUUUGCUAGCAGCUAUGUUUGGUAUAGAAACAGACAAUAACUUCUUCAUUAUAUAUAGAGGACACUAUGAGAAUACUUUAUUAGAUUGUUUGAAUUUCAGUCCAAAUCUGAUAGAUAUGAAUUACAGCAGAGGUCUGUUCAUAGUGUUCCAGUUGUUAAAUUUGUCAAAGGCUAUGAGUGAUAGAGGGUUAAGUUUGGGUAUGCUCACACUUCAAGAUAUUUACCUAUCUGAAAAUCUGUGGUUACAAGUACUACCAAUGAUCACAAAUAACAUACACUGUUUGGAUGCUUCAUUAAUUAUUGAGCAUAAUAGAAGUAAACAGGCCACUCCAGGGAUCAGUCAAAGUCCUUUAGGAAAAAGGGGGGAAGAGAGGUGUUGGAGGAAGGAGGCAGUGGAGCUUGAGAAGUUGUGUAUGCUGUGGGUUAGAGGCCGGAUAUCCAACCUGGACUACCUUCUACACCUGAACAUGCUUGCAGGGAGGUCCAACAGUGAUCCUCAAGCACAUUUCAUGGUGCCCUGGGUGACAGACUUCUCAUCUAGAUGUGGCAGGAAUUGGCGGGACUUGAGCAAAUCGAAGUAUCGCCUGAACAAAGGCGACCGGCAGUUAGACAUGACAUAUGACGUCAGCAGCUGUACCGAUCAGAUACCGCACCAUGUCUCUGACGCCCUCUCCGAUAUUACUUGCUAUGUCUACAUGGCACGCAGAACACCAAAAGAAGUCCUUUGUAAGCACGUGCGUAACAAGUGGGUCCCGGCAGAAUACCCCGCGUCGAUACAGCGUAUGCAGGAGUGGACCCCGGACGAGUGCAUACCGGAGUUCUACACCGACCCAACCGUGUUCAAGAGCAUACACGAAGAUUUGCCGGAUUUGGGCUUCCCUUCCUGGGCCACUUGUGUGGAAGAUUUUAUUACGAAACAUAGAGAAGCGUUGGAGAGCACUCACGUGUCAGAUAAUUUACACCACUGGAUUGAUAUUACUUUUGGAUAUAAGUUAUCGGGCGCAGCGUCCAUCAAGGCUAAGAACGUGUGUCUCUCCCUGGUGGACGGUCACACGCGGUUACGACGCGGCGGGCCGGUACAGCUGCUGUCAGCCCCGCAUCCGCCGCGCGCGAGCCGCCCGCUGCCGCCCGCGCCGCCGCGACUGCACUGGACUGCUCCUAAAGAUGCCAAAAGAAGUAUCAAGAACGACAGUUCAGAUGACAUAUCUGAUGACGAAGAGGAGUCGACAAGUCUCCCUCAGCACGUUUCACGACUGAACGUGCCCCCACAGCGCACUCGUUCGCGCCACAAAAGCAGCAAUAGAGCUCGCUCGCUCUCCAAGAGUCAAGCUCUUGACGAAUCACAAGCUGCACCUACUGAAGGCAGAGCAUCCUCACACUCAAGACACUACAGAGUCCAACGCUCAGAAUUAGGAAAAGGCGUCAUAUAUCUACCAAAAGAAUUCAACCCAGUAGCCUCGAUACAAGCACUGGAAUCCCUCGACAAUUUCCGAACCAAGUGCUUCUUUACCAAAGCGGAAGAUAAGGAGAAACACAAAGAAAGUGUCUCUACAUUAAAUUUGUACCCGGUUCAGCAAGAAAUUCGACAAGACAGCACAGUAUCAAGCAAAGAAGGGUCGGAUGAUACUGCCUUCACGAACCAUAUGUUCUUAGCGUCUUAUGAUCAAAGUUACUUGAAGAAAUUCACCCAAGAUGCUCACUUAGAAAAUGUGUUAAAGGAGAGGAAGAAUAGGUCUUUUAAUAUACGGUAUACGACGGACGCGGCGAUUUAUAAACAGUUUGUGACUGAAAGCAGACGACAGGAUAUGCUGGUGAUAGGAUGCUUGAUUGUCGAAAUAUUCCUCCACACAUACAUGCGACCGCUUCGGACUGCAUCCGAUGAUUUCUUAGAACGAUACCAUAAUUGCAGGACCGUUUUAAAACACAACUUUAACGCGUUACCGCGAAGUGUGGGCUACAUCGCAUCUUUACUCCUGAAUGUCCAACCUCCAAGUUUAAGCUACAAAAACGAAAUGAGUCCAAAGAAGGAGGAACCUUUUAAGAAAACUGUCGUGACUGAUAAAGGACUACCAGCACCGACGCCUGCGCAGCUCCUACAACCUUUAUUGAUGCAACAUUUAAUCCCUUUUCCUCAAAGCUUCAGCACGUUGUAUAAACUACUAAACACGUUACAUGAAUAUGAUCUCACGAGCAAUGAACUCAAUAUCCUAUACAUGUACGAAUGUGACGGAAUACAGUGCGAAAAGUACCAGAAUGUAGAUAAAACGAAACUUUAUUUCAGCCAGAAAAUCGCUGAAGGGAAAAUUCAGGCCUGCACGACACACUUAGACGUACUUCUUAACCAAGUCAACUGCUACAAUCAGUUCGAUGUAUUAGAUAUCUUCUUAUCGCAUUACAUAGAACUCUUGCAAAACAAAGACACAUCAGUAUUAGCCGCGUGGUAUUUAUUUGACACCGUCAGCAAAGCGCUAGGGCCCGCUCAGACGCGGAAAAAGUUACUCAAACAUAUACUCAACCUUUAUGAAGACGACGACUUAGCCAUCGACAAGCCGGACCAUCAUAAACUGACGGAUAUCGACAGUUUUACAGUGACUGGUGGGGUUACCAACAAACAGAAGUUUGUUAAACUCUAUCACAAUAUUUUCCUUCUUCAGUUGAUGGUGAGAUUGGGACUGCAGUGUUUCUUAGACAAUUUUACGCAGCAUUUGGUAGAAGCGGUGGGUGGGUAUAAGGAUGUGACGGAGGAAGCUGGCUCUCCAGGCCAUCUUUGUCAUAACAAGGCGCUAUCAAACAAGAAGCCGAGAUAUUCUGAUGAUAACGUAAAGAAUGCUCUAUCUAGCAACACGGAUAUAUUUUCUCCGGAUACUUCAUACGGUUCUGAACACGUUGCCACACCAAGUGUCGAAAAAGUUGAAAUUAUGAAGGAGAAAGACAGUGACAAUAAGAGCGAAAAUGAGUUGUUUCACUUUGAAACGGAUAAGGAUAGGCUGCCAAGCCGCAGCAGCAGGAGCAAAUCUCCCGCGGAGUCUAUAGACUCUUAUAACUCUAAUACUACACAAGAGAAUAACAUGCAUACUCCAUCGCCUUCAAUAGACCAUGUCUCCCCAAUCUCCACUAAGUACUUCACACCCAAUCAUACAACGCAAAAAGAACUGAACUCUGUACACAAUAAGGAUCAAUGUGAAAUGUUGACGCCUUCUAAGAAGCCUACUUCGCCAACCAUAGAAAUACCAACUAAACCAAUGUUUACAAGCUACUUGCAUUUUGCCGAAGAAGAUGAUUCCGAGGAUGUGGAAUUGAGAAGGAAAUCCCACGAACCGAAGAUAAAAAGCUUAGACUUAAGUAAGGAAAUGGAUGGGAGGAGACAAAGUUCACAGAACACAAAUGAUGACGACAUUCCUGGGGAUAAAGACUCGGGUUCAUGUAAAAUAUCUGACAUGAGCUCUGAGAGUUUAAUAUGGCUGGCACACCGACUGGGCCCAGUACUUACUUGUAGGUAUAUAACGCGGAACUUGCUCAAAAUGUUGACUUUAUGUUAUAUUGGGAAGGAUAACCUCGCUCCGUGGGACAGCGAUGAAAAAGACGAGUUUGAUGAAAUAUCGAUAGUGAAUAGUCGAGUCGUUGGCGAUAGAAAUGCUAUGAAGGUUAUCAAGUGUCUCACUGCUAUAGUUGCGAUGUACGGCGAACAGCUGAUAAUAUUCCAAUACCUACCUCACAUGGGCGAGUUGAUAGCAUCGUGUCGGCGUCGCCUGUCCACCCCGCUAGAGGGCGGCGUGGUCGCCUGUCUGCAGCUCAUCAAGUAUCUAUUGCCUCACAUGUCCGAUGUUAAGGUCAUGGAACAACUACAGGACACGUUCCUGAAGUCGAUCCUGCAGCCUGCUCUCCGGCUAGCGUCCACGUCGCGCUGCUCGUACCCGAGCGGGGCGGCGGCGCGCUGCUCGCUCUCCCGCAAGCUGCUGGACGCGCUGCACGUGCUGGCGCUGCGGGUCGGGCCCGAGAUGACGCGGCGACAUCUCUGUGUGCCCGCGCUGCAGAGAUUUUUCUUGGCCUUCGAUAAGGCAACUGGAAAGACUGAAAACUGGCCGAAACAAGAAGAAAGUACACCCGAAAAGUCAUCAGAUCAAGAGUCGACGGACUCGAAGCCGGAGGGUUUCCUGGAGAUCUGUCGCGACGGCAGUACGGCGGAGUGGCGCGUGCAGGACGGCCGCGUGGUGAGGACUGACCUGCCCGACCUCGCCUGCUCGCCGCCCGACCUGGCUGAACACCCGCUGGAUACUACCAGGCUUACGGCCCAAGAAGAGUUGCUAGUGGUAUUUGACGAAGAGCUGGCGUACCGAGCGUACACGACGUUCGCGAAGUUCAUCGGUACGGACACGAUGGAGCGAUGUCUCAAGAACGUCGACACUGUGCGCGCGCUCUGCAGGAAGUACGAGCAUAACCACUCUAUCAGCUCCCCCCUCCAAAUUCGUCCCGACAAGCGUGUUCAACCGUCAUUCAGCGAUGAACCGCUAAACAGAAAAGCCGACUCCGCGAGACCCGAUGUGGUUAUGGACCAUAUAUCAAGCUCCAACAGUUUCGGCUCCAAUGUGACCUUAGUCGGCAACAGGAUAGAUGUCGCUAGCGAUGCGUGUGAAGCGGGGAACUGUGCGCAAGGCAACGGGUUCGAUGUUGUGGCCUAUAAAACUGAUAACGGUAUUAAGAGUAAUAGACAUUUACGCGGAGAUUGGCUGAUAUACUGGGAGCAUGAGAUCGGUCGCCCCGAUAAGGAGACCCGCUUCAACCUCAAACAGAUCAAACUUCAAACAUUCGCCGGUCACACGCACUCCGUCAAGUCCAUACACUGCCUCGAUAAUGAGAACAGCUUCAUGAGCGGGUCUAAAGAUAAAACUGUGAGGCUAUGGUCGCUUAGGAAUCAGGGUGACGGCAACGCGACGUCUCAAUGUAACUGGACGUACACGGGGCAUAAGAAGGGCGUGUUGUCUCUAACGUUCUUAGAAUCGUUGCGUCUAGCCGUGUCUACCGACUCCGUCGUGCAUAUAUGGGAUCCCUUCAUGGAGAGUGUGGUUUCACAGUUGGAGCAUAUAAAGUCUCCCGUGAGUAUAGUCCGCACGCUGGCGGGUCCGUCCGCCGCAGUGCUGGCCGCCACUACGGACGCCACGCUCCGGGUCAUCGACGCCAGGGCGCCACACUCCUCACAUGAACUUAAGCUCCCGAUGAGCGCGACGACGUUCAUCCGCUGCAUGUGCGUGUGUUCUGGCGGCGGCUGGGCGGCCUGCGGGCUCGCCAGCGGACACGUCGCAGUGCUCGACCUCAGGACGGGACUCGCCAUCGCCACCUGGAAGGCGCACGACGGAGAGGUUUUGAGAUUAGCGACAGUUGACGACCACAGACUGCUGAGCUCGGGGCUGGAUCAGGUGACCGCGCUCUGGAGACCUGACGACGGUGAACUGAUCGCACAUCUCAAAGGUAGCACGGAACCCGUGCACUGCCUAUCGGUGUACUACAACGAGUUGAUCUCCGGUACCACUAACAACCGCAUCGGAGUCCACACAUCCUUAGAGCAGGACGCUUCAUUCUCGAGCACUAAGCUUCGCUCCGACACCUUCAAGGGAGUAUUGACGUGCAUGUCAGUGUUGCCACUUAAUAGACUGCUGUUGCUAGGGAGCGAUAACGGUGCUAUAAGCUUACUCUGUUGAUUCCAUUCCAGUAUAGUGGCUCUUUCUUCUUCUUUUUGUAUGGUUGAUGUGUGAAAUGAAAUAAUUUAUUCCGCGAAUUGGGUAGAUGUCAUAAUUUUCAGAUGUUAUUUUUUUAAGCUAGUUGGAUAUAGCUAUAUUUUCUAGCUACCCUGUGAAGAAACGUCGAAACAAACUUAAAUCUACCUAAAAUUAAACCUUUAAAUAUUAUAUUUAUUAAAAUUCUAUCGAUAUUGGUCAGUUGGCUGUCAUUGCUACAACAAAUUGCAGUUAUUGAAAACAAAACUUAAUUUUUAAAUAAAUCGGUAUUACGUCUGGUUAUGAGGUACUAGGCGUCAGGCUCAAAUUUAAUAACAUUCCAAUUUGGUUGAUGGAAACGUAAGCAGCUUACUGUCUGUGUGGUAAUAUUACAACACUUAUUAUCAUUGUAGUAUACCUAAUAUUAAAAUGGUAUGGAAUGAUCUAGGUAAGAGGCGUGUGGCAACUUUUCCAAACUAAGAUGUCCAAUAUAAUAGUGUAUUGUGCUUGUAAAAACAUAAGUACUAGUUACUAUAAGCGCUUAAAAUCAAUUAAAAUUCUUAUAGAAAAACAAAAUGUCAUGUAAUGUUUUAAACAUUUCUUUUCUUUUACUGUAGGUACAUUAUCCAUCCUUUUCACUCAAAGUAUAGUCAUAUUUAAGUAAAUAUGAGAAUGAAUCUAAAUGUAAUGUUUUCUAAAGUAUAGAUGAACUUAUGAACUAAUACAAAUUACUUAUCCAUUCCAUUUGGUCAUUCCUGCACUUAAGCUUUUAAUACGAAUGUUCCUAUAAUUCUAUAGAAGUCUAAGGCCGACCGCCACAUCUUGAAUUAAUAUUUUUGCACUUGUGAAGCGUGAGAGCGCAUGACUUAAAGUGUGUCUCUUGCACAACUGCAAUCAUAUCACUUUAAGAAUCGGCCCUCAGAAAAAACAAUUUAGAAAUCUACCCUAUUCAGCUAUGAUUCUGAUAUAGCUAAUGUUUUUUUUUAAUGUGCAUUAAGAGAAUAUAAAUACUCCUAUGUAAUUAUUAUAUUCCAUACAUUUACUUUUUCGAUAGCGACCAUGCAAGAGGCUCUGCAUAUAACUUAUAGUGUAAUAUAGAUAUAUAUAUAUA
Trichoplusia ni (cabbage looper) is the source of this 7667-nucleotide messenger RNA. It is a transcript of the gene Wdr81, whose product is annotated as WD repeat-containing protein 81. Gene Ontology annotation, biological process: aggrephagy. The record is from RefSeq and is a predicted model, not a curated record. The coding region runs from base 290 to 6541 and encodes 2083 amino acids. Gene Ontology annotation, molecular function: phosphatidylinositol 3-kinase regulator activity; protein binding. The transcript has 19 exons. Gene Ontology annotation, cellular component: mitochondrion. NCBI's taxonomy places the organism in Eukaryota, Metazoa, Arthropoda, Insecta, Lepidoptera, Noctuidae.